Messenger RNA from Musa acuminata subsp. malaccensis (wild Malaysian banana), 8399 nucleotides. The record is from RefSeq and is a predicted model, not a curated record. Lineage: Eukaryota; Viridiplantae; Streptophyta; Magnoliopsida; Zingiberales; Musaceae.
AUGGCUACAGACAAUGUCUACGUUCUCUUCUUCUUAUUGGCCUUCCUAUGCAUUCAACUGAUAAAACCCAACGUCUGCGACGGAGCUCUAACCUCAGGCUGCAUCCCUGCCGAAAGAAGUGCUCUACUUGAGUUCAAACGAGGCCUGAAAGAUCCUACCAACAGGCUGUCCUCUUGGGUGGGUGAAGACUGCUGCAAAUGGGAGGGUGUGGCGUGCAGCAAUCAUACUGGGCAUGUCGUCAAGCUGGACCUCCAGAAUCCGCAUCCUUUCUCUGAUUUUAGUGACGAGCCAUACAACAACUGGACCUUAGGAGGUGAGUUGAGGCCUUCUUUACUUGGUCUGAAGCACCUAAAGUACCUGGACCUAAGCAUGAACAAUUUUGGAGGCAUUAGUAUUCCAGAAUUCAUGGGGUCAUUCCAUCAACUCCAAUAUCUUAACCUCUCCAGAGCUGGAUUGGGUGGAGUCCUGCCUCACCAGCUGGGAAAUCUCUCCGAUCUGCAGUAUCUAGACUUAUACAAUGACUUGGAUCCCAAUUUUGUGGUUCGGGUCCGUGAAUUUAGCAUUGGUGAUGCACUCUGGAUUUCUCACCUUUCUUCUCUAAAGCAUCUCAACCUGAAGAGUGUUAACUUUCAAAAUGGUACUCACUGGCUGGAAGCUCUGAACAUGCUUCCUUCUAUCGUGGAGAUAUACUUAUCUCUCUGUGAAAUUCCAAGUGUUCCCCUCUCUCUUCCGCAUGUGAACUUUACAUCACUAUCUGUUCUUGAUUUGUCCUAUAAUUUCAUUAGCUCUACGAUACCCUCUUGGUUAUUCAACAUAAGUGGCCUUGAGCAUCUUGAUCUCAGUGAUAACUUAUUUCAGGGUAAUAUUCCACCAGCCUUUGGUAACUUGGCUUCCCUCAAGGGCCUUAAUUUAGCUAACAAUUUUCGUCUUCAAGGAGGAAUACCCACUUCCUUCAAAAAUCUGUGCAAGUUGCAGAAUUUAAUAUUGUCAGGCAUCAAUAUCAGCAAAGAUUUGUUAGAACUCGAUGAAAUUUUCUCUGGUUGCAUCAAGAUGAGCCUAGAGGUUCUAAGCUUAGCUAGAACGAAUAUUAGUGGGCAGUUGCCUGAAUGGUUAUUCCAACUAGCGUCACUCCAAGAGCUCUAUCUUCAUCGAAAUCAACUGAAUGGAACUAUACCAGAAAGCUUGGGACAGCUGUCUCAGCUAGUUGUUUUGGACCUUUGGUACAACCAUUUGGAGGGUGUAAUGUCUGAGGCGCAUUUUGGAAACCUCACAGAAUUGAAAUACUUAACUUUGUCGUCCAACUCCUUGGCUCUGAAGGUCAAGAGCAAUUGGCUUCCUCCCUUCCGGCUAGAAUCCCUUUGGAUGGGCUCCUGCAAACUGGGUCCCGAGUUCCCUGCAUGGCUCCAGUCGCAAAUAAAUAUUUCAGAAAUUGUUAUGUCUAAUGCUAGUAUUAUUGAUGCUAUGCCAAACUGGUUUUGGAGCUUAAUUUCCACGGCAGUGUACGUGAGUGUCUCCGGCAAUCAGAUCAGUGGCCACGUACCCAAUUUGUUGCAUUUAAACAACCUCUACGGGUUGGAUUUAAGUUCAAACUACUUCGAGGGUCCUCUUCCAUAUUUUCCUCCUGGAUUGUCUUUAUUAGAUCUGUCAAACAAUUCAUUUUCAGGAACAAUUUCACUUGCCAUCAUCAUGAAUAUGCCUAACCUCGUAUAUUUAUCGCUUUCGGAAAACAAUUUAAGCGGUGAAAUUCCCUUCUCUAUAUGCCAACUGCAGGUCUUGUGGAUUCUUGAUCUUUCAAAAAAUAUGUUGUCAGGAGAGCUCCCCAAUUGCUGGAAUAAUUCUUCCCCAAUUGAAGUUAUGGAUUUUUCAAGAAACAACAUAUCUGGAGUUAUUCCUGAGUCGAUAUGUUCCUUAGUAUCGCUUCAGUCGUUGCACUUGAGCAAUAACAGUCUAUCUGGAGAGCUGCCUUUGUCCUUGAAGGAUUGUGGGAAAUUAAUCCUUCUUGAUGCCGGACAUAAUGAUUUGAAAGGUGAAAUUCAAACCUGGAUAGGUGAAAGUUUAACUAGUCUGCGGUUCCUCAAUCUGCGAUCAAAUAUGUUGGCCGGAGAUGUUCCUCCAAAUCUUUCAAGAUUGAGUGCUCUCCAAUUUCUCGACCUUGCAGAUAAUGAGCUAUCGGGAACUAUUCCAAGGAGCUUUGGAAAUUUUACUGCCAUGAAAGUAAUUGAAAAUUUUUCGAGUUGGAGGACAGGUCAAAUUAGAUAUAAGGAGCAGAUGUUUAUAACAACUAAAGGAAACACUCGAGCGUAUGAUGUGUCGCUUUCGCUUAUCAAUAUCUUGGACCUCUCGGACAAUAACUUAUUUGGAGGAGUACCUGAAGAACUCACAAGUCUUUUUGGCUUAUUCAGCUUAAAUUUAUCUGGAAACCAUUUCACAGGAGAAAUCAUUGAAAAUAUCAGUAAAUUACAACAGUUGGAGUCCCUUGACUUGUCAAGGAACAACUUUUCUGGCACAAUUCCUUCGAGCCUCGCUGCCCUGACUUCUUUGGCUCACUUGAACCUCUCAUACAACAACUUGUCAGGGGAAAUUCCUCUUGGUAAUCAACUUCUGACCUUCAAUGAUCCAUCUAUCUAUAUUGGCAAUCCUGGUCUUUGUGGGUUUCCUCUGAAUCAAAGUUGCAAAGACAAUGAGACAGCACAAGGUCGAAGUAAUGCAGAUGACAGAGAUGACAACGAGAUGAUAUGGUUCUACAUGAGCAUGGCACCAGGAUUUGUUGUUGGUUUCUGGGCAGUCUGGGGUACAUUGAUACUAAACAAGAAUUGGAACCUUUACUACUUCAGAUUUAUAGACAAUAUACUUGACAAAGUCAAUCAUACUGGGCAUGUCGUCAAGCUGGACCUCCAGAAUCCGCAUCCUUUCUCGGAUUUUGGUGACGAGCCAUACAACAACUGGACCUUAGGAGGUGAGUUGAGGCCUUCUUUACUUGGUCUGAAACACCUGAAGUACCUGGACCUAAGCAUGAACGAUUUUGGAGGCAUUAAUAUUCCAGAAUUCAUGGGGUCAUUCCAUCAACUCCAAUAUCUUAACCUCUCCAGAGCUGGAUUGGGUGGACUCCUGCCUCACCAGCUGGGAAAUCUCUCCAAUCUGCAGUAUCUAGACUUAUCCAAUGACUUGGAUCCCAAUUUUGUGGUUCCGGUCCGUGAAUUUAGCAUUGGUGAUGCACUCUGGAUUUCUCACCUUUCUUCUCUAAAGCAUCUCAACCUGAAGAGUGUUAACUUUCAAAAUGGUACGCACUGGCUGGAAGCUCUGAACAUGCUUCCUUCUAUUCUGGAGAUAUACUUAUCUCUCUGCGAAAUUGGAAGUGUUCCCCACUCUCUUCCGCAUGUGAACUUUACAUCACUGUCUGUUCUUGAUUUGUCCUAUAAUUUCAUUAGCUCUACGAUACCCUCUUGGUUAUUCAACAUAAGUGGCCUUGAGCAUCUUGAUCUUAGUUCGAACAACCUUCAGGGUAAUAUUCCACCGACCUUUGGUAACUUGGCUUCCCUCGAGGAACUUAAUUUAGCUAACAAUCCUCUUCAAGGAGGAAUACCAACUUCCUUCAAAAAUCUGUGCAAGUUGCAGAAUUUAAUAUUGGCAGGCAUCAAUAUCAGCAAAGAUUUGUUAGGCCUUGAUGAAAGUUUUUCUGGUUGCGUCAAGAUGAGCCUAGAGGUUCUAGGCUUAUCCGGCACGAAUAUUAGUGGGCAGUUGCCUGAAUGGUUAUUCCAAUUCAGGAAGCUUAAAUCACUCCAGUUGAAGCAGAAUCUGAUUUCUGGGCCUAUUCCUGUAUCAAUUGGACAACUAGCAUCACUCCAAGAGCUCUUUCUUGGUCAAAAUCAAUUGAACGAAACAAUACCAGAAAGCGUGGGGUGGCUGUCUCAGCUUGUUUCUUUGGACCUUGAGCACAACAAUUUGGAGGGUGUAAUGUCUGAGGCGCAUUUUGGAAACCUCACAGAAUUGAAAGACUUGUAUUUGUCGUCCAACCCCUUGGCUCUAAAGGUCAAGAGCAAUUGGCUUCCUCCCUUCCAGCUUGAAUCCCUUCGGAUGGACUCUUGCAAACAGGGUCCUGAGUUCCCUGCAUGGCUCCAGUCGCAAAAAAAUAUUUCAGAAAUUGUUAUGUCUAAUGCUAGUAUUAUUGAUGCUAUGCCAGACUGGUUUUGGAGCUUAAUUUCCACAGCAGAGUACGUGAGUUUCUCCGGCAAUCAGAUCAGUGGCCACGUACCAAAUUUAUUGCAUUUAAACAACCUCAUCGAGUUGGAUUUAAGUUCAAACUACUUGGAGGGUCCUCUUCCAUAUUUUCCUCCUAGAUUGGAAGCAUUAGAUCUAUCAAACAAUUCAUUUUCAGGAACAAUUUCACUUGCCAUCAUCAUGAAUAUGCUAAACCUCAUGUAUUUAUCAUUUUCAGAAAACAAUUUAAGUGGUGAAAUUCCCUUCUCUAUAUGCAAACUGUCGGUCUUACAGUUUCUUGAUCUUUCAAAAAAUAUGUUAUCAGGAGAGCUCCCCAGUUGCUGGAAUGAUUCUUCCCCAAUUGAAUUUAUAGAUUUUUCAAGCAACAACAUAUCUGGAGUUAUUCCUGAGUCAAUAUGUUCCAUAGCAUCGCUUCAGUCGUUGCACUUGAGCAAUAACAGUCUAUCUGGAGAGCUGCCUUUGCCCUUGAAGGACUGUGGGAAAUUAUACCUUCUUGAUGCCGGAUAUAAUAAUUUGAAAGGUGAAAUUCCAACCUGGAUAGGUGAAAGUUUAACUAGUCUGAGGUUCCUCAAUCUGCGAUCAAAUAUGUUGGUCGGAGAUAUUCCUCCAAAUCUUUCAAGAUUGAGUGCUCUCCAAUUUCUCGACCUUGCGGGUAAUGAGCUAUCGGGUACUAUUCCAAGGAGCUUUGGAAAUUUUACUGCCAUGAAAGUAAUUGAAAAUUUUUCAAGUUCGACGACAGAUCAAAUUAGAUAUAAGGAGCAUAUGUUUAUUACAACUAAAGGAGACACUCAAGACUAUGGGAAGUCACUUUCGCUUAUGAAUAUUUUGGACCUCUCGGAUAAUAACUUAUUCGGAGGAGUACCUAAAGAAGUCACAAGUCUUUUUGGCUUAUUCAGCUUAAAUUUAUCUGGAAACCAUUUCACAGGAGAAAUCACUGAAAGUAUCAGUAAAUUACAACAAUUGGAGUCCCUUGACUUGUCAAGAAACAACUUUUCUGGCACAAUUCCUUCUAGCCUCGCUGCCUUGACUUAUUUGGCUCACUUGAACCUGUCAUACAACAACUUGUCAGGGGAAAUUCCUCUUGGUAAUCAACUUCUGACUUUCAAUGAUCCAUCGAUCUAUAUUGGCAAUCCUGAUCUUUGUGGGUUUCCUCUGAAUCAAAGUUGCAAAGAUAGUGAGACAGCACAAAGUCAAAGUAAUACAGAUGAUAGAGAUGAGAAUGAGAUGAUAUGGUUCUACACGAGCAUGGCACCAGGAUUUGUUGUUGGUUUCUGGGCAGUCUGGGGAUCAGAAAACGUUGUUGUUCCCAACAAGGAUGAUAAAUUUGAACAUCAAUAUCUGCUCAAUCAUACUGGGCAUGUCGUCAAGCUGGACCUCCACAAUCCGCCUCCUUUAUCUUAUGUUGGUGGCGAGGCAUACAACAACUGGACCUUAGGAGGUGAGUUGAGGCCUUCUUUACUUGGUCUGAAGCACCUAAAGUACCUGGACCUAAGCAUGAACAAUUUUGGAGGCAUUAGUAUUCCAGAAUUCAUGGGGUCAUUCCAUAAUCUCCAAUAUCUUAUCCUCUCCAGUGCUGGAUUGGGUGGACUCCUACCUCACCAGCUGGGAAAUCUCUCCAAUCUGCAGUAUCUAGACUUAUACAAUGACAUUUUUGUGGCUCCGGUCCAUGAAUUUAGCAUUGGUGAUGCACUCUGGAUUUCUCACCUUUCUUCUCUAAAGCAUCUCAACCUGAACAGUGUUAACUUUCAAAAUGGUACUCACUGGCUGGAAGCUCUGAACAUGCUUCCUUCUAUUGUGGAGAUAUACUUAUCUGACUGUGCAAUUCAAAGUGUUCCCCUCUCUCUUCCACAUGUGAACUUUACAUCACUGUCUGUUCUUGAUUUGUCGGAUAAUCUCAUUAACUCUACGAUGCCCUCUUGGUUAUCCAACAUAAGUGGCCUUGAGCACCUUGAUCUCAGUUACAACAACCUUCAGGGUAAUAUUCCACCGACCUUUGGUAACUUGGCUUCCCUCGAGGAACUUAAUUUUAAUAACAAUUCUCUUCAAGGAGGAAUACCCACUUCCUUCAAAAAUCUGUGCAGGCUGCAGAAUUUAAUAUUGAGAGCCAUCAAUAUCAGCAAAGAUUUGUUAGAACUCGAUGAAAUUUUCUCUGGUUGCAUCAAGAUGAGCUUAGAGAGCCUGGACUUAUCCGAAACGAAUAUUCGUGGGCAGCUGCCUGAAUGGUUAUUCCAACUCAGGAAGCUUAAAUCACUCCAGUUGGAGCAGAAUCUGAUUUCUGGUCCUAUUCCUGUAUCAAUUGGACAACUAGCAUCACUCCAAGAGCUCUAUCUUGGGGUAAAUCAGUUGAACGAAACAAUACCAGAAAGUGUCUGGUGGCUAUCUCAGCUAGUCGUUUUGGACCUUGGGCACAACAAUUUGGAGGGUGUAAUGUCUGAGGCGCAUUUUGGAAACCUCACAGAAUUGAAAUACUUAAUUUUGUCGUCCAACUCCUUGGCUCUGAAGGUCAAGAGCAAUUGGAUUCCUCCCUUCCUGCUUGAAUUCCUUUGGAUGGGCUCUUGCAAACUGGGUCCUGAGUUCCCUGCAUGGCUCCAGUCGCAAAUAAAUAUUUUCGAAAUUGAUAUGUCUAAUGCUAGUAUUAUUGAUGCUAUGCCAAACUGGUUUUGGAGCUUAAUUUCCACAGCAGGAUCCGUGAGUAUCUCCGGCAAUCAGAUCAGUGGCCACGUACCAAAUUUAUUGCAUUUAAACAACCUCAUCGAGUUGGAUUUAAGUUCAAACUACUUCGAGGGUCCUCUUCCGUAUUUUCCUCCUGGAUUGGAAUUAUUAGAUCUGUCAAAUAAUUCAUUCUCGGGAACAAUUUCACUUGACAUCAUCAUGAAUAUGCCUGACCUCCUAUAUUUAUCAUUUUCAGAAAACAAUUUAAGUGGUGAAAUUCCCUUCUCUGUAUGCCAACUGCAGGCCUUAUGGGUUCUUGAUCUUUCAAAAAAUAUGUUGUCAGGAGAGAUCCCCAAUUGUUGGAAUAAUUCUUCCAGUAUCAAAGAUAUGGAUUUUUCAAGCAACAACAUAUCUGGAGUUAUUCCAGAGACCAUAUGUUCCAUAGAAUCGCUUCUGUCAUUGCACUUGGGCAGUAAUAGUUUAUCUGGAGAGUUGCCUUUGUCAUUGAAAGGUUGUACGAAAUUAGUCCUUCUUGAUGCUGGACAUAAUGAUUUGAAAGGUGAAAUUCCAACUUGGAUUGGUGAAAGUUUAACUAGUCUGAGGUUCCUCAAUCUACGAUCAAAUAUGUUGGACGGAGAUAUUCCUCCAAAUCUUUCAAAAUUAAGUGCUCUCCAAUUUAUCGACCUUGCAGAUAAUAAGCUGUCGGGAAGUAUUCCAAGGAGCUUUGGAAAUUUUACUGCCAUGAAAGUUAAUGGAAAGUUUUCAAGUAGGAUGACAGAUGCAACAAGUUACAAGGAGCAGAUGCUAGUAACAACUAAAGGACAAACUCAAGACUAUAAGAAGUCACUUUCGCUUAUGAAUAUUUUGGACCUCUCGGAUAAUAACUUAUUUGGAGAAGUACUCGAAGAACUCACAAGUCUUUCUGGCUUAUUCAGUUUAAAUUUAUCUGGAAAUUAUUUCACAGGAGAAAUCAUUGAAAAUAUCAGUAAAUUACAACAGUUGGAGUCCCUUGACUUGUCAAGGAACAACUUUUCUGGCACAAUUCCUUCUGGCCUCGCUGCCCUGACUUAUUUGGCUCACUUGAACCUGUCAUACAACAACUUAUCAGGGGAAAUUCCUCUUGGUAAUCAACUUCUGACCUUCACUGAUCCAUCUAUCUAUACUGGCAAUCCUGGUCUUUGUGGGUUUCCUCUGAAUCAAAGUUGCAAAGACAGUGAGACAACACAAGGUCAAAGUAAUCCAGAUGAUAGAGAUGAGAACGAGAUGAUAUGGUUCUACACGAGCAUGGCACCAGGAUUUGUUGUUGGUUUCUGGGCAGUCUGGGGUACCUUAAUACUUAACAAGAAUUGGAACCUUUACUACUUCCGAUUUAUAGACAACAUGCUUGACAAAGUAUAUGUGUUUACCGUACUGAAAGUUUCUAGGAUCAGAAAACGUUGUUGUUCUGAACAAGGAUGAUAAAUUUGAACAUCAAUAUCUGCUGUAUGAGAGUUCAUCUCAUUAGUAUCAUAUCAUCAGCUUGAAUAAAA